UUUUCUAGCUGAGAAAAAGAAAAAGGAAAAGAAAAUUUGGAACAAAAGAAAAAAAGGCCUUAUGUUCUUUCUAUCCAUAUAUACCAUGCCAACCCAUUUACAAGUUCCAAGAAAAGAAAACAUUUUUGGCUUAAGAGAGAAACAACAAAGAGCUCCUCAGCUUCCUCUGUUCUUCCAUGUGCACAAACACUAUGAUGUUGGUAGCAUCUCUGUCUUCUCUAUUCAGAGAAACUCCAGCUGCUGCUACCAUAGCUUUGGUACAAAGCCAAUUAUCGUUCGAGUAGAAGUCUGAAAUCUUCAAACUCCAUUGCCAGAAUCACCUUACAAUUACACUUUUCUGUUCCGAUGAAUUCUUUAAAUGGGGUUGCGAAGAAGCCCCAGAUUCGAAAGGUGGCGAGCUUGUUCAGGGCGAUCGAGAUUUGUGUUCUUUUGGUGGUGCUGACAAGGAUUUUCGCUCAACUCCCAGUUGCUGUCAAGAGCUCUGGUGAAUAUUUCAAGGACUUCACAGUUGUCCUUUUUAGUCCUCGCUCUGUUUUCAUAAUUGGCAACCUAAUAGUUGUCAUUCUUUAUCUAAAGUCAGGACAGUUUUCAGCUCAAAAAUUUACCGGGAAGAAUCCGAGAAAGGAUUGUUUUGAAGAGUUUUUCGAGAAGGGUGAAAAGAUUCAGAAGCACCGAGAAAAGCAGAUCAUUUGUGAAGAAAAUGCAGCUAGGGAAGGCCCCCAUACUUGUAAAAGCAAUAGUUACAGGAGAAGCCAAUCAGAAAAGUUUCAGGGUGUCAAUAUUGACAAAUCAUGCCGGCAACUGAGGCGAUCAGCUACAGAGAAUUGCAGGAAAAGUACAAAUUCUGUGGACAAAUCGGCCAAAAUUUUAUAUCCAGAAGAUCAUAUGAGUAAUGAAGAGUUCCGGCGGACGAUUGAAGCUUUCAUUGCAAGGCAGCAGAGGUUUCGCAGGGAAGAAGAGUACUCUGUGAUCUAAAAAUUACAUAAAUAAUGCAUAAACAAAUCUCUCUCUCUUGAACUUUCCAGUUUCUUCUUGAUAUUACAGAUAAUGGAAAAUCUCUAGGAAAACAAAUUCAGCCUCUUUUUGUUAAUUUAUCAAAAUUAAGUCUCUUGCAUGGGCUGGCUUCCAGAGGGAGUCCUGGGAAUCUGAUCCGAUCUUGUGUGAUGUCAAAAGCAAAUAGGCACCGUAUUCUGAGAGCAUUUCUUGGUAAUUUGAUAGGCAUACAUAAGAA
This is a messenger RNA of Mangifera indica (mango), 1231 nucleotides long. RefSeq lists its product as uncharacterized. Lineage: Eukaryota; Viridiplantae; Streptophyta; Magnoliopsida; Sapindales; Anacardiaceae. The transcript has a single exon. The record is from RefSeq and is a predicted model, not a curated record. The coding region runs from base 346 to 975 and encodes 209 amino acids.